Notolabrus celidotus (New Zealand spotty) is the source of this 3223-nucleotide messenger RNA. RefSeq names its product ubiquitin carboxyl-terminal hydrolase 37-like. Bases 144 to 1550 code for a protein of 468 amino acids. Gene Ontology annotation, biological process: protein deubiquitination; G1/S transition of mitotic cell cycle. Gene Ontology annotation, cellular component: cytosol; nucleus. NCBI's taxonomy places the organism in Eukaryota, Metazoa, Chordata, Actinopteri, Labriformes, Labridae. The transcript is spliced from 17 exons. Gene Ontology annotation, molecular function: cysteine-type deubiquitinase activity; cysteine-type endopeptidase activity. The record is from RefSeq and is a predicted model, not a curated record.
ACAGUGAGGAGUUCCAGACAAGAAGUCAGUAAACCAACCUCCAGGUUAGAAACACUUCACUUCAGUAAAACUCAUUAUCAAGACAGAAGCAAUUCACUGCCAACGUCAAUCGAGUCGAACUUGGAAAAACAACAGACGCAAAGAUGUUUCGCAUAUGUUGUGGAGAGAGGUCAGUGCAAGUUGUCAGUGUGGCCAUGGAGGACAGCAUGCCCAUCGAAAGCUCUCCGAGGAGUGGCAAGUCCAUUGAAUCCCCAGCUGUCACUCCCAAAAAGGAGAAAAAGACACCAUGGUGGUGCAAGCUUUUUGGUCUCAUGCCGGUUCAGCAAAAGAAAGAACAAAAGGUUGACAAUGACCAAACCACCAACACCAAGAACAAAAAGAAAAAGCUUAAGAUGCCUUUGUGGUUCAGUAAGAGAAGAUGUCAGGUCUCACCAGCGCAAGAGGAAACUACCUCAAAGAAGCCGCGCCAGUACACUCUGAUCCAGAAGGAAGAUUUCUUAGUGCCCAAAGAGGGGGUAAAGACAAAGCCAGAGGAGGACAAAAAAGUCAACCAAGUCCCCAAAGAGACUGCUUCCACAAAAAUCCCUGGAAAGCACCGUAGACAUGAACAGUUCAAGAACCUUGGGUUCCCAAAUCCAGCACAGAACUGCUAUAUGAAUGCCUGCUUGCAAAGUCUAUUUACUAUGGAGGACUUUGUAAACUCCAUCAACAGUCAGGAGCAGGUCUGGAGGUCGAUCCCAGAGGCGCGAGUCCUGAGAUCAUUUAUGGAAGUAAAAAAAUCCUACUUCUCCCAGGACAAACGCCUGAAGGUCAAACUACUCACCGCCUUCAAGACAGCAGUGUCUGUCGAAGCUCCAGAGUUCACAGACUUCAGACAAAAAGAUGCACAUGAGUUUCUCACAUCCGUGUUGGAGCAAGUACGCAGUUUCGCCCCAAAGCUGCGCAUGACAGCAACAAGUAUGGGUAAAACCUACAAGUGCCCAGUGGAAAGCAACACAACUUUUAAAAUGGAGAACACCAGGAGAUGCAAUGGAUGUGGAGCAGAAUCAAAAAGAGAGGAAGUAUUUACCAACCUGUCCCUCGACAUGGUUCCUGGACAUGGGACGGUGGAGGAGAUGCUCAUUAACUACCUUAAGGAGACAAAUUUGGAAUACCGAUGUCAAUGCGGUUCAAUCUCGUCAGGCCAACGGUCUUCAUUCACCACCCUGCCAAGCGUGCUGGUCCUGCAUCUGAAACGCUUCAGUUUUACACCGACAUACAGGCUUAUAAAGCUCUGUGAUCCUGUUCACCUCAACAGAGAUCUGGUGGUUUCUGAACCUUCCCAGGGUGGUUGCUGCUACAGUCUGGUCAGCAUGAUCAACCAUAUGGGAACCACAGCAGAAAGUGGACACUACAUUUGUGACGGGAUAGACCCAGAUGUAAAACCAGAGGACCCGACAGAUCGUUGGUUCACCUAUGAUGACGCAUGGGUCACCAAAACAAGCGGUGCCUCUGUAUGCAACAAUCGAAAAAAAAGUGCAUAUGUCCUGUUCUACAAAAAACUGAACUAGAAAGUCAAGUCAAGUCAAGUCAAGUCAAGUCAAUAAAUAAAUCUUGACUAGAAAGCGGGUGCGCAUGAGUCCACAUGAUCAACCACACAGCUCUAAAGAUUUACUUUGCAUGAGCCCGGACGAAUAAGAUGGCCAACUAUGUCCAAUACAGGAUUCCAUGCCCACCAAGUCCAGUGGAUGAAUCCCAGACUUAGUGAAAGACGAAUAAAGACAAAGUCCAGCAGGGGAAAGAGGAACAGCAGCAUGCCGCUUCCUGGAGCAGCAGCCCAUAUGAGGAUGGGCUUCCCAAUCUUAGGACAUGAGUUUUGCACAUCGAUGUUGGAGCAAGUAAGAAGUUUUGCCCCAAAGCUGCACAUGAUGGCAACAAGUAUGGGUAAAACCUACAAGUGUCCUGUGGAAAGCAACACAACUUUUAAAAUGGAGACCACCAGGACAUGCAAAAGGUAUGUCUACAUGGACAUGUCAAUGACGGGAUAGACCCAGAUGUAAAACCAGAGGACCCGACAGAUCGCUGGUUCACCUAUGAUGACGCAUGGGUCACCAAAACAAGCGGUGCCUCUGUGUGCAACAAUCGAAAAAAAAGUGCAUAUGUCCUGUUCUACAAAGAACUGAACUAGAAAGUCAAGUCAAGUCAAUAAAUAAAGCUUGACUAGAAAGGGGGUGCGCAUGAGUCCACAUGAUCAACCACAUAGCUCUAAAGAUUUACUCUGCAUGAACCCGGACGAAUAAGAUGGCCAACUAUGUCCAAUACAGGAUUCCAUGCCCACCAAGUCCAGUGGAUGAAUCCCAGACUUAGUGAAAGACGGAUAAAGACAAAGUCCAGCAGGGGAAAGAGGAACAGCAGCAUGCCGCUUCCUGGAGCAGCAGCCCAUAUGAGGGUGGGCUUCCCAAUCUUAGGACAUGAGUUAGGCACAUUGGUGUUGGAGCAAGUACGCAGUUUCGCCCCAAAGCUGCGCAUGACGGCAACAAGUAUGGGUAAAACCUACAAGUGACCAGUGGAAAGCAACACAACUUUUAAAAUGGAGAACACCAGGAGAUGCAAUGGAUGUGGAGCAGAAUCAAAAAGAGAGGAAGUAUUUACCAACCUGUCCCUCGACUUGGUUCCUGGACAUGGGACGGUGGAGGAGAUGCUCAUUAACUACCUUAAGGACACUACAUUUGUGACGGGAUAGACCCAGAUGUAAAACCAGAGGACCCGACAGAUUGCUGGUUCACCUAUGACGACGCAUGGGUCACCAAAACAAGCGGUGCCUCUGUGUGCAACAAUAGAAAAAAAAGUGCAUAUGUCCUGUUCUACAAAAAACUGGUACAAAUGUCAAGUCAAGUCAAGUCAAGUCAAGUCAAGUCAAGUCAAGUCAAGUCAAUAAAUAAAGCUUGACUAAGAAGGGAGGUGCAUGAGUCCACAUGAUCAACCACACAGCUUUAAAGAUUUACUCUGCAUGAACCCAGACGAAUAAGAUGGCCAACUAUGUCCAAUACAGGAUACCAUGCCCACCAAGUCCAGUGGAUGAAUCCCAGAGUUAGUGAAAGACGGAUAAAGACAAAGUCCAGCAGGGAAAAGAGGAACAGCAGCAUGCCGCUUCCAGGAGCAGCAGCCCAUAUGAGGAUGGGCUUCACAAUCUAGAAAAUUAACUCAUAUUGAGGAAACUGAAUAAAUUAAACAAACAAAGUUA